Volvox carteri f. nagariensis is the source of this 1121-nucleotide messenger RNA. RefSeq lists its product as uncharacterized. The record is from RefSeq and is a predicted model, not a curated record. The coding region runs from base 91 to 435 and encodes 114 amino acids. The transcript is spliced from 5 exons. Lineage: Eukaryota; Viridiplantae; Chlorophyta; Chlorophyceae; Chlamydomonadales; Volvocaceae.
UCAUGCGCUCAUAAUUUACUUCAUUGCGAUCCGGCGGCCCAAGUUUGUUUUCACCUAUUCCCCUAACUUCAAAAAGUUUAUACCGCCAAUAUGUCCGGCGAGUGGAGCACUAGUUUCUGCGGCUGCUGUGCUGAGCCUGGUGGUGCUGCCACCUGCUUCUACACCUGGUGUUGCCCCUACUGCGCUUUUGGCAGCGAGGUGGCGAAGCUGGGCCCUGAGGUGUGCUGCGGCGGGAACUGCUAUGGAGCAUGCCUGGCUUACUACUGCUUGUUCUCGCUCGGCCUUUGCUGCUUCAUGCAUAUGUCUGUGCGUGGACACAUUCGCCAGAAGUACGGUAUCAACGGCAACGGAUGCAAUGACUGCCUGCUCACGAUGUGCUGCCCCCUAUGCGCUAUUUGCCAAGAGACCCGUGAGAUUGCUAAGCAUUCAUCCUAAAUUGGCAUAGUCAAGAUAUUUGCAAGGGGAUGUCCGACAGACUUCGCCCGGCUUUUGGACCAAUGCAACGCGACCAACAUCAAUUACCGCAAGUCAUGAUAAAUAAUGGUCGCGAAUCGGAGUACUGCAAUCGGAGUACUGCAAUGCCUGCUCGAAUGAUGCCCGUGCAGCUGAAGUUCUCUUGACGAUUUCUAGUCAUGACCUGGUUCUCGGCCUAAAUGCCAACUCGUUGUACAUGUGAAUCGUAUUGUUGAACCACCUAUGUAUCUGUUAUCCCGUACCGCUGUGUCUGUUGGCUUCAUCCUGGGCGCGCUGCUGCACUGUCUGCUUCAAUGCGACUCCUGUAACCGUCCUCACCUUGGACAUCACGACAAAUGUGAGCAAUCAUUUCACGAUCUUGGCAUGUCAAUCUUCCACGCGGCCUUGUUGUAAAGCAUGCAAAGCGCACAAUGCCUGCCAGGGAUGCGUGUGUAUAAAGCCCUCGAUGUUCCUCUUCGGAGUCUAGAGGGUUGAACGGUGAUGCAUGGUGGGGCAUCACAGCUCAAUGAAUCACAUAGGACUGGUGGUGUUGAGUCACCGUGCAGUUUGUUAAAUUUGCUUUCAUUACUCACUUUUGAUUUGAAGUCCUUCAGCCUGACGUAUGGUCGUAUGUGUGUCUUGACCCGUGUAAAACAGCCACAUGGCAG